AGAGGGGUGAGAGAGAUGGAAAAAAAAAACGCAAAGCGCCAACUGUAAACAGAAUGAGAAAACCAAAGCAUUCCAUACCUACAACAGCAACAAAAAUGGGUUGGGUUACUAGAGAUUGUAGGAAGAACAGGACAAGAUAAGACAGAAUACAGGAUUGCGAACCCGACAAUACAACUGGAAUGUGGUCGGACUGACUCAUUUUCCAUCCAUCCAUUUUCCUUGGCGCUUAUCCUUUUUUUAAAAAAAAUGUGCCCUGCGAUUGGCUGGCAACCAGUUCAGGAUGUACCCCGCCUGAUGCACGCAGAUAGCCGCGAUAGGUCCCAGUACACCCGUUACCCUUGUGAGGAUAAGCGACUCAGAAAACGAAUGGAUGAAAUAUGCUGUUGUGCCAUUUCUUUCACAUUGCGUCACCGGUGUGUUCUUCCAUCAUAGGUGGCCACUUUAUUUGAAAGGUGUUUUUUUUUUAUCCCGUACAACAACCUUUGGAAGCGUUCGCGUAUAUAGCUAAGACAAAAACUAACUUUCUUCGACAUACGAGCGUCGACUUUAAUAAUUACCCACAGUCGGUCAGGGCGUGCUACUAUCACGACGCUAGUGAGGUACUUCCGUAUUUAUGUCACGUGGGUGGUCUCCCACAAUGCAACUGUGUGUUACUCCCUCCUCUCGUUGACAUGCACACGACAGAGCAGUAAAAGGGCUCUCUUUCACUUCAAAAUGGAUCCACAAUAUGAAUACCGCCUUUUACGCCAAAUCAACCAUCAAAAUGGCAACCGAAGCCCGACUAAAACGGCACCUCCUGCUGCUUCCCCGGUAACAUCACCCAAUAAACUCGGAGACAGAUUCAUUCCCACUCGAGCGGCGGCCAACUGGGACGUCAACUUCCACAGGCUCAGUGAAAAUGAAAAGUCAGCCAAUCAAAACAGGAAAGCCAAGGAACCAUCUUCUGAUAUUGUUAAAGCAGAUGGUUUGACGUACUCUGCUCUGCUGAAGAAUGAGCUCCUGGGAGCAGGAAUAGAGAGGAUCCACGACCCUCAGACAGAAGACAGCCAUUUGCAGCUAUUGACACCUGAAAAGAGGAGACUCUUCAAUUACUCACUUGAGCUUAAAAGAAGCUCACCGGCCAAUGAAACCAACCUCUCUCCAUACUCAUUGUCACCCGUCAGUAACAAAAGUCAGAAACUAUUGCGAUCACCUAGAAAGCCGACCAGAAAGAUUCCCAAGAUCCCCUUCAAAGUCUUGGAUGCACCAGAGCUGCAGGAUGACUUUUACCUGAAUUUGGUGGACUGGUCGUCUCUCAAUGUGCUCAGCGUGGGCUUGGGAACAUGCGUUUACUUGUGGAGUGCCUGUACCAGCCAGGUAACAAGGCUGUGCGAUCUAUCCGUGGAAGGGGACUCGGUCACAUCAGUCGGCUGGUCUGAGAGGGGCAACCUGGUCGCAGUCGGAACUCAGAAAGGCUACGUUCAGAUCUGGGAUGCUGGCGGCGGAAAGAAACUCUCCACCCUGGAAGGACACUCGGCCAGAGUCGGUGCGCUAGCAUGGAAUGCUGACCAGCUCUCCUCUGGCAGCCGUGAUCGUAUGAUUUUUCAGAGGGACAUCCGAACUCCUCCGCUCCAGUCGGAGCGACGGUUGCAGGGACACAGGCAGGAAGUGUGUGGCUUGAAGUGGAGCACCGACCAUCAGCUGCUUGCUUCUGGAGGCAACGACAACAAGUUGUUAGUCUGGAAUCACUCCGCGCUGAGCCCUGUGCAGGCUUACACAAAUCACCUGGCUGCAGUAAAGGCCAUCGCCUGGUCUCCACACCAGCAUGGCCUGCUGGCCUCCGGGGGCGGCACGGCUGACCGCUGUAUUCGCUUCUGGAAUACGCUGACGUCGCAGCCGUUGCAGUGUGUGGACACGGGCUCACAGGUGUGCAACCUGGCUUGGUCCAAGCACACAAAUGAGCUCGUGAGCACUCACGGCUACUCUCAAAACCAAAUCCUGUUGUGGAAAUAUCCAGCGCUCACUCAAGUGGCCAAACUCACAGGGCAUUCUUACAGAGUUCUCUACCUGGCUAUGUCCCCGGACGGAGAAGCAAUUGUAACAGGAGCUGGAGAUGAGACGCUCCGCUUUUGGAACGUCUUCAGUAAAACGAGAUCCACAAAAGAAUCUGUGUCAGUGCUUAACCUGUUUACCAGGAUUCGGUGACAUUGUACAACAAUAAAAAAAAAAUUAUGCCACGUUUCUGCAACUUAAUGACUUCAUUCCUGCAAUGUAGGUUUGGAAGUACUUUAACAUAGGCCAUGUAUCAUAACGAAAGGCUUACUUUUUUAUUUAAAAAAUGUGUAAUAGUGUUAUGGGCAGCAUGGUGGAGCAGAUGUAGAGCAUUGCCCUCACAGAUCUGAGGACUGGGGUUCAAAUCGCAGCCCCGCCAGUGUGAAAUUUGCAUGUUCUCCCCGUGCCUGCGUGGGUUUUCUCCGGGCACUCCGGUUUCCUCCCACAUCCCAAAAACAUGCAACAUUGAUUAGAUAAUCUAAAUUGUCCCUCGGUGUGAUUGUGAGUACGACUGUUGUCUGUCUCCAUGUGCCCUGCGAUUAGCUGGCAACCAGUUCAGGGUGUACCUUGCCUCCUGCUCGAUGACAGCUGGGAUUGGCUCCAGCACUCCCCGUGACCCUUGUGAGGAUAAGUGGCUCAGAAAAUGGAUGGAUAAUGGUGUCAUGUUGUCAUUUGAUUAAAUUGUGAAAACAUUUUCAUCAUUGUCAAUUAAGGAGAGGACCUUUUGAUUUUGCUCACGCAGGUCUAAUUUAUUUAACGCACAUGAAAUAUGACAGUAUCACUUACCUCGGUUUCUGCAGUUUAAGCAUUGUUUGCCGAGAUCCUGAAAUCUGGGUUCAGUUUGUCUA
Molecule: messenger RNA, 2879 nt
Organism: Syngnathoides biaculeatus (alligator pipefish)
Lineage: Eukaryota; Metazoa; Chordata; Actinopteri; Syngnathiformes; Syngnathidae
Product: fizzy-related protein homolog
Exons: 14
Coding region: 715-2184 (489 amino acids)
Biological process (GO): positive regulation of ubiquitin protein ligase activity; positive regulation of anaphase-promoting complex-dependent catabolic process; anaphase-promoting complex-dependent catabolic process
Cellular component (GO): anaphase-promoting complex
Molecular function (GO): ubiquitin ligase activator activity; protein binding; anaphase-promoting complex binding
Source: RefSeq, a predicted model, not a curated record